Molecule: messenger RNA, 2659 nt
Organism: Gekko japonicus
Lineage: Eukaryota; Metazoa; Chordata; Lepidosauria; Squamata; Gekkonidae
Gene: RAPGEF3
Product: Rap guanine nucleotide exchange factor 3
Exons: 23
Biological process (GO): positive regulation of GTPase activity; Ras protein signal transduction
Cellular component (GO): plasma membrane
Molecular function (GO): guanyl-nucleotide exchange factor activity
Source: RefSeq, a predicted model, not a curated record
GCUGGCCGCUAACGUCAGUCUCCAUGGAAUCGCCGGUGUCCUCCGCUUCGGGGCUUCUGCCCGGACGUUUUUCAGCUCUGCCGUGAUCCUAGACGAGUCCAGACUGAGGGUUAGGCUCUCCUGGCUCUCUAAGUGGACUUCCCGAUGUGGACCGGACGCGGGAGAUGGAGGUGGCCUUGAACAGGCAGGGAAGGUGGCAUGUCGGGCUUCCCCUUGGCGACAUCACCCACUUGCCCCAGCUCUCUGGGGGGCUCCCGGGUACCGGGCCUGAAGGAAACCUGCUCUACCUGAUUUGGAGAAAGAUGCACUUGUUCCGCAGCUGUAGCUAUCAGAUCCAGCUGGAGGGGCAGGCGGGCGGCACCCCGAGGAUCCAGGGCAUCCGAUGGACCCCUCUUCCGGACAGUGAAUCAGCCUUGGUGCCCAGCCACAACCUGAAGCAGGUAUCAUCAAACAAAAUCCAGAAGGCGGGGAGGCUCCUUGCUGCACACUUAGUAAUCACGCACCCAGACCUGAUCCGUGAUCACAAGCACCACCUCCGGCUUUACAGGCAGUGCUGCUCUGGCAAGGAGCUAGUGGACGCGCUGCUCAGCGCGGGGCUCUCGGUGCAGACCCGCAGCCAAGCCCUGGGGCUCUGCCAGGUGCUGAUGGAUGAAGGAGUCUUGGCUCAUGUACGGCAAGAGAGUUAUUUCCAAGACCGCGAUGCCCAGUUUUUCCGUUUUGUCGCCCUGGAGCCAAGGGCCGGGGACCACGAUGGAGAGGAGCUCCUGGAGGCACUGGCGUUGCUCUCCCAGCUGGGCCCGACUGCCUUGCUUACCACCAUCCUGCGCAAACCCCCUGGCCACCGCACUGACGAGGAGCUUGCACUGAUCUUUGAAGAACUCCUGCACAUCAAAGCAGUCGCCCAUCUCUCCAAUUCCGUAAAGAGAGAACUGGCUGCUGUGUUGCUGUUCGAGUCCCAUGCAAAGGCUGGAACUGUGUUGUUCAGCCAAGGGGACAAGGGCACGUCCUGGUAUAUCAUCUGGAAGGGAUCGGUCAAUGUUGUCACUCACGACAAGGGAUUAGUGUCCACCCUCCACGAGGGCGAUGACUUUGGGCAGCUGGCACUGGUGAACGACGCCCCCCGGGCAGCCACCAUCCUCCUCCGCGAAGACAACUGCCACUUCCUGCGUGUGGACAAGCGGGACUUCAAUCGUAUCCUCAAGGAUGUCGAAGCCAACACCCUGCGGCUGAAGGAGCAUGGGAAGGUGGUGCUAGUUCUGGAGAAGAAUUCGCAAGGCGGUAGCUCCAGUCACCUUCCUGGGACUCCAGGGAGCAGUAGAUACACAGUUAUGGCUGGGCCCCCUGAAAAGAUUCUGGAUUAUCUGCUGGAAACCAUGCGUUCAGACUCGACGCUCUCUGACCCCGUAGACACCUUCCUUGGAGAUUUUCUCUUGACGCACAACGUGUUCAUGCCUACACCACAGCUGUGCAGAAUUCUGCUCGAACACUUCCAUGCGGAGCCUUCCGAUGGCACGGAACACGAUAAGGCUGCGUACGUCCUGAGCAAAAGGCAGAAGAUCCUUUGGCUGGUGAACCAGUGGGUGAUGCUGUACGGACGCUUGCUGCAGGCAGAAUCCAGCGGCUUGGCCUUCUUGCAGAACCUUUCAGAAUGUGCGGCCCGGGACACUCGUUUGGGUCCCAUCCUGAGGGAGCAGCUGCAGGAUCAUCGAAGGAACCGAGUGUUAGAAAAUGGCAACAGCCAUACCCUGUCUCCAAAACUUCAGGUGAGGAGUGCUGUGGACUGGUUUGCCAGCCAGGAGGAGCCAUUUCUGAACAGCAGCUACACCAUCCGAGCUCAGGACAGAAUUGCCUAUGACAUAUAUCGGCCAGACUAUUCCUGCCUCCCUACGGUGCUGGCGGUGAACACUCCUGUGCAGGAAGUCCUUGCCUCGCUGGCAGACAAUCCCGGCUGGAGCAAAGAAUGGAUCCUAGUCAAGGUCAAUUCAGCAGGGGAUAAAGAGGUUUUGCCCAUGGAGUCCAUUGGUGUGUUUACGUCCCUGGGGUUGAACGAGAGGCUCUUUGCGGUUAGCCUUCAGGAACUUCACACCUUGGCCCCUCACCCUGAGCAGCUAGGCCCCACUGUGGGCUCUUGGGACAGCCUAGAUUUCAUCAGUUCCAAGGAUCUCUCCAGUCAGAUCACCGAGCACGACUGGAACCUCUUCAAGAGCAUCCAUCAGGUGGAGCUGAUCUACAGCAUUUUUGGGCCACAGAAGUUCCCCAGCGCAACCACGGCCAACCUGGAGCGCUUCCUGCGUCGCUUCAACGAACUGCAGUUUUGGGUCACCACGGAGCUCUGCCUUUGCCCAGACGUCAUGAAGAGGGCCCAGCUGCUCCGCAAAUUCAUCAAGCUGGCUGCACACCUGAAGGACCAGAAGAACCUGAACUCCUUCUUCUCAGUGAUGUUUGGCUUGGGCCACUCCAGUGUCAGCCGCCUCUCUAGGACGUGGGAGCUUCCCACAUCCUGGAAAAUAUCCCCCCACGUGGGCCAAGCAAAGGAUGUGAUGAACAGCACUUUACAGAUGUGUGGAAACCAGCGGAUGACUCAGCAGGUCCCAGCGAAGGAAGCUCAGCUUGAUCUCGCUGGGCUCGGGAUUCGUCCCCAAACGCCCAUUGGAUAUAU